Linum tenue is the source of this 1917-nucleotide messenger RNA. Lineage: Eukaryota; Viridiplantae; Streptophyta; Magnoliopsida; Malpighiales; Linaceae. The record is from the annotation of a GenBank genome assembly.
AUGGCAAAGAGUGGUAGAUCACAACGUAGGGCUUCUUUCAGACAGUACAGGAUGGUUCCGUACCAGUUGCCGAAUUGUGAUGCUCACAAUGCAGAGGAAUGCUGCCCAAAUAAUAAGGGCUGCAAAGGAUUAUUUGAUAAGAAAGACUGGGAAGAAGCGACCUGCUCUGUUUGCAUGGAGUGCCCUCACAAUGCAGUUCUGUUGCUGUGCUCCUCUCACGACAAGGGUUGUCGUCCCUAUAUGUGUAAGACUAGCUUCCGUUACUCGAAUUGUCUGAACCAAUACAAGAAAGCAUACACGAAUAGCGACGUAGAGAAGUGUGAGAUCAUGGAGCUUGCCUGCCCUCUUUGCAGGGGCCAAGUGAAAGGCUGGACUGUGGUAGAGCCUGCACGCCAAUAUCUGAACUCCAAGGAAAGAAGCUGCAUGCAAGACGAUUGUUCGUUUGUUGGCACUUACAAGGAGUUGAGGAAGCACAUGAAGGGGGUUCACCCUUCUGCAGCACCACGUGGAGUAGAUCCUCUGUUGGAACAGAAGUGGCGGAGGCUGGAGAGGGACCGUGAGCAUGAUGAUGUCAUCAGCACGAUAAGAUCUACGAUGCCCGGGUCGUUGGUUUUUGGGGAUUACGUGAUUGAGAGGAACCACGGUGGUGGUGACUACUUGGAUUCAGAUGAUGAUGAUGAAAAUGAAGAUGUGGAUUUUGAAGUUGAGGCUGCAAACAGGAGUAGAGGAGAAGGAUUUGUGGGUUUUGGUAGGAAUCUGGUGAAUGUGGUUAUGCUGUUGCGCGCCUUUGGUUCCUCUCGUGAUGAGUUCAGCAGACGGCUUCCACAGCCGGUGGGGAUGCCCGAUCCCAACACCUCUCGAGUUGGUGGAUUGGCUUCCUUUGAUGAAGAAGACAUUGACCAUCAUCAUGGCUACGAUGAGAUGGCAGACGACGAUGGUGGUGGUGGCAUGUCAUCACUUGUUUCUCACCGUUCAGCUUCGCCUUCUGCUGCUGCUUCCUCCUUCCCGUCUUCCAGCUUCCGAACCAGCUACACAGCAGUCGGGCGACUUGUCGCUUUCGUUUUGGUGCAAGUUCCGGAAGCUUUUGACUUCCUGUUGCUUUGCUCCUCUCAUGACAAGGGUUGCCGUCCCUAUAUGUGUGGGACUAGCUUCCGUUAUUCCAAUUGUCUUGACCAGUACAAGAAAGCAUAUGCGAAUAGGGAUGUCGAGAAGUGUGAGAUCUCGGAGCUUGCCUGUCCUCUUUGUAGGGGCCAAGUGAAAGGGUGGACUGUGGUGGAGCCUGCCCGUGAAUAUCUGAAUUCCAAGGAAAGAAACUGUAUGCAGGAUGAUUGUUCAUUCGUGGGCACUUACAAGGAAUUGAGGAAGCACAUGAAGGGGGUUCACCCUUGUGCAACACCUCGUGGUGUAGACCCUCUAUUGGAGCAGAAGUGGGGAAGGUUGGAAAGGGAGCGAGAGCGUGAUGAUGUUCUCAGCACAAUAAGAUCUACAAUGCCGGGUUCGUUGGUUUUCGGGGAUUAUGUGAUUGAGAGAAACCGUGGUGAUUUUGAUUCAGAUGAUGAUGAAGAUAUGGGGUUUGACAUUGAGGCUGCAAAUAGGAGUGGAGGAGGAGGAUUUGCAGGUUUUGAUCAGAAUCUGAUGAAUGUGUUUAUGCUGUUGCAUGCCUUUGGGUCUGCAUCGGGUUCCCACCAUCAGUCAGAAGGAGCCCGUGGUGGCAAUCGACACCCUUCACCAGUCGGUGCAUUUGAUGACGACAUUGACCAUCAUCACAGCUAUGAUUGGACUGCAGACGAUGAGGAUGAUGAGGAUGGUGGUGGUGGUGUCACAUCACUUGCUUCUCGUCUCCGUGCUCAAGGGCAGAUGCUUUUGAACCGUUCAGGUAGACGACGUAGGCGUAGGGUCGAUGGAGGUGACAGUUGA